Messenger RNA from Osmia lignaria (orchard mason bee), 6903 nucleotides. RefSeq names its product Guanine nucleotide exchange factor in mesoderm (gene GEFmeso). Gene Ontology annotation, molecular function: guanyl-nucleotide exchange factor activity; small GTPase binding. The record is from RefSeq and is a predicted model, not a curated record. NCBI's taxonomy places the organism in Eukaryota, Metazoa, Arthropoda, Insecta, Hymenoptera, Megachilidae.
AGGUAGCGACGAAGAAAAUUUCAUCAGAUUUUCAAGCGACUUAGAAAAGUUUUCUCGCUGCGUCGGUGAACGAAAACGUCGGUUACAUAAUUGUUGAAAGAGAGACGUAAAGUCGAGACGCGGUCCGACACUUGCACAGACAGAUUACAGGAUAAUCGUAAUUCGAGUCGAUCUGUGACAAUUUGUUAACCUUCCCGUUACGUACAAUUGCGCGAUACCUUCUUUCCAUUUCAAUGCAACCACGUUACGCUCGUUGAAUGAUUAAUAAGCUCGAUAAGGGAGCACAGAUGACUUCUCUCCUAGAUUUCGUAAACUCCGUUACGGAGCGAAAUUCUCGCGAAACGGAGCUCUUAAAUAACAGACCCCUUUUUAUCAUCUAAAUCAACAAUUAGCGCAAUCAUUCGAAAACGAAGCUGCUAGAAAAAUCUGCUCGUUAUCAGAACCCGUCCCACAUCGUCCCACACCGAGUACACAAAGCGAUAACGCGUACCGGAAGUGAAACGUCAGUCCCAUUGUCGCGCCGUUGUGCAGAGAGCCUAAAGAACGGAGCAUAGCAGUCCCGCUGGUCGGCAUUCGGAUCCGUCUAUCCGAGUGGUAGGCUCGUUCCAUUCCCAUCUUCGCCUCUCUCCACAGUGUCUACCUGUUGCUCGACCGACGAAGGCUAUUCCUUCUACCUGUUUCCCCGUUGUCUCCGAACGCGUGUAUCAGUGCGUCUACUCGCGUGCAACAGGCUUCUACUCGAAUCGAAACGCGCCGCCGCGCCGAUUCGAUAGAAAAAGGUUUCGGCAAGUUUGCGACAUAUCCAAGGAAAUAAUCGAGACUGUUCCUUGCCUUGCACAAGUUUGUUUUCCAUGAAACGACGAUCAGCCAUUGGAAUAAUAGUGAUCUCGAGCACGCAAUUGAAGCUCGUUGCUCGAAUCAAUUGCUUCCUGCCAGCCUUUCCAACAACCAUCGAUUACAUGCAUUUGCUUCGACACUCCGUCGUGCACGAAUCGAUCGUUGAAAUUGCAUUUUUAACGGGCCGUUUCUUGGAUCUCGCUGAGUAAUCGAUUUCAAUGAAAGUGCAAUCGGAUUGUGCGCCUUCACCUUGGGAUAUCGCCACUGUUCCGUUGGAUUUGCGCGGUGUAUAAAAGAUAUUCAAGUGGAGAUCGUCGUGGGUGUUGUUUUUCUAGUGUCAACCGGUGUUGGUUAAUCGUUCGAAGGUGGUUUUAUGGAAAUUUGAAGGGAAUCCGUCGAGGAACCAGCACGGACCUGGUGUCCCAGCUCCUGGGCAUGUUCGACGAGCUCGCCCGUAGCGGCAAUGGCUACCCCGAUCACGUAGUCCUUCCAUCGUCCUGCAACAUACCACCGGUUCUGCAGAAGCGUCUAAGCCUGGUGUCCCAUCGUGGCUCCAUAUUCGGCUCGUUCUAUCCGGAAUUAGCGAAAUCACAGCAGGAGAACGCGAUGAACGAGCAGACGGUGGCGGAUAGCAACGUGGACGUGGUGGUGGAAGAGGAUUUCGUGCUAGUUGAGAAAGAGAAUAACGCCUUCCAAACGCUGGAGACUAGUCGUAAAGAGGAACGAAACGAGUGCAACAGAAUCGAGGAGAAACCUUACAGACGGGAGAGCAAUGGACUCACGCCGCUUAGGUACAACAGACGAUGCAGGAACGCUGGAAGACCGUUGUCAGGGAGUUCAGUCGCGUCCAGCACUUCCUCCAGCGGGUGCAGUAACCAGGGGAACGCUUGCACCAGCAAUCCUUAUUUGACGUCCGUCGAGUCUCUGGCAGACACUUGUGCCAGCUCUCAAGGUUCUGGAGACAGUGGAGUAGUGACGGUAUCAGAGACCAAUUGUCGAAUAGGAAACGAUGACACUGGGCAAAGAAGAAACUGUGUGGAAGCAGGUUCACCGUGUCACAGGCCACGUUACUGUGAUCCCCAUCGAAACCCUAUGGAAAGGGUACUUUUAGAAAUAGUUGACACUGAAGCAAUAUACGUGGAACAUCUGCGACAAGUAAUUCAGGGUUACCUUAUAUAUUGGAGAAACGAUCCGGCAUCGUUCGUGCAUCAAAUGCAGCUGAGUGACUUAUUUAGUAAUAUCGAGGAUAUAUUUGAAUUCAAUAGAGAGUUCCUGAAAGAAAUUGAGAAAUGUGGUUUGGAUCCUGUUUGCGUGGCAAACACAUUUAUAAAGCAUAACUCGGGGUUCAAAGUGUACACAGAAUACUGUACCAAUUACCCAAGGACAGUUUCUGUUUUGACUGAUCUAAUGGGUCAAGAAGAGACUGCAAACGCGUUUCGAGAAAGACAAGCUGCGCUAGGACACGCCUUACCUCUUGGAUCCUUUCUUCUUAAGCCUGUUCAAAGGAUCCUUAAGUAUCAUUUACUUCUGGAGAACUUGUCGAAAGAGUACGGCGCGGAUUGUGAGUUACGAGAAAACGAGGCUGAAGGAAGCAAAGCGAUCGAGGCAGCUCUCGCUGCGAUGACUGGGAUCGCGAGGCAUAUUAACGCUAUGAAACGACGACACGAGCACGCGGUGCGUGUUCAAGAGAUUCAGUCGCUUCUGUAUGGCUGGUCUGGUCCAGAUUUAACCACGAGUGGAGAACUGGUGGCGGAAGGACGAUUCAGAAUUCGAGGAGCUAAAGCUCCUAGGCACGUUUUCUUGUUCGAUCGUAUGCUCCUGCUCACCAAGAAAAAGGAGGAUGGACUUCUAGUCUAUAAAGCUCACAUCAUGUGUUCAAACUUAAUGCUCAUUGAGAGCAUACCAGGAGAGUCUCUUAGCUUUCAUGUGAUCCCAUUUGAUAAUCCUCGACUGCAAUACACGUUGCAGGCACGAAACUUGGAGCAAAAAAGAGAAUGGACAUUGCUAAUAAAAAGGGUAAUUCUUGAAAACUAUAACGCAGAGAUACCAUUGCACGCGCGACAAUUAGUUUUACAACUUGGUCAGACACAGCCAGAAGAUGAUGCUUUAGCGGAUAGAGGAUCGGCGAAGAAGCAACACUCAGCGCCACCAGAGUAUUUAGAGAAACGUAAACAGGAAAGAGAAAGACGUAGGUCUGAAACCGGGCUUAGACAGAGAUUUAAAAAGAGUGGCAGAAAGUCUGAGACUACAACUGAGGACUCUCCAGCAUCGCCACGAAAAAAUCAAAACGACGAUUCGAAUAUUAACGAUUCUAGAGAGCAAGGUCUUAGGUCUUCGGAUGGACGCGGAUCAAAAGUCAAGGAUCGCUUUACCGGUUGGAGAAGAAAAUCGGAACCAGGUUUCCAAUCUUACGUGUGUCUCAAUCAGUCUGACGAGGAGCAAAAAGAAGAUACGUGUGACACGGGGUCAGCUACGGUCGAAACCGAGUGUGCGAUCAUUGAAAACGAUAAGCACGCAAAUUCUCCGCCGCCAGAAACCAAAGAGAACAACGAACAACAGACUCAAGCACAGACGGUCGAGGAAAUAGUUGGCCAUAUCCUCAUGCAGAACCAAGAAUUUCAAAAGCUCCUCGAGAAGCAGCGAACGAACAGUAUACUCAAUGUCAGGCAGCAGCAGCGUUUCAAUAAACGUAUCUCUGCUGAUACGUCCGAUGACAGCGACUCGGAGAACACGAAUUACAUCACCGAUAAUUCAGUUAACAACAGGAUAUCGCGUAUCCGCGCAGGCCAUCGUGAAAGGCUUGUUAAAACAAACAACACUUUGAAUUCCUUAUCCUCUACGCGAGAUCACCAGCCCACCUUGCAAUUACUUUACGAUAACUUAAACAAGACUGAGAAUAAUAAAUCAGUUGAAAGUAAUUCAAAAAACAGGAUGAAUCAUGUGCAAGAGAAGAAAGCGUUGUUCGAUGCGUUUAAAAGGCAAAGUAUCGUGACUGAAAGUAAGAUCAUCCAAACUGCGCUUAGGAUAAGGGAGAACUCAACGUCCAGGAGCGAAGAACCUGUGAAUCAUACUACUGUUCCAAACGAAACUGAAAUUCAGGUAACAGAAAAUGAUAAAGAAGUGACUAUAAAUAGUGACAACACGAACGAGGAUACCAGCCAAGCAGUUACACAAUCCAACAAAGGUUUUGGAAACUACGACAACUUGCAACACGUUUGGGAGGGUUUGCAGGAAGAGAAAGGUUUAGACGGGAACGAUAGUCCGACCCGACCAGCUGUCUGGCUGACCAAACUAUGCGAAGGACUACCUACCUCUCCUCAGAAGUGCGGCUCUCUUCCGCGCAGUUUUCAAAUUCAUCCCAAUUCCAAUCAGAACGUAAUGAAAUCACGGUUCUUGCAGAGAGAUGGUAAGCCAAUGAGCGAAAGACCUUUCACGAUAGCCUCUGAUAAACCGGCUGAGAUUAACUUGGAAGAUAUGGAGAGAUACGCUUCAGCCUGUCAACCAGAAGGAAGGAUCGCUAAAUUUCCUACAUCGGUAUCAUCAACUUCUACUUCCACCUUCUUCUGUUCCUUGGACGAUACAUUGACGGAUGCUUACUCGGAGGUUCACGUGACGUCAACGACCACCAACAUCCAUCCGGAUCACAAGAUCUACAGGCCAAACGCUAAUGGAAGCACCAUUUUUAAAAACGUCCUCUCGAAAGCUGGGAACCGUCUUCAGGGUUUAAGGAACACAAUGAGCACAGAAACCUUGGAAUGCAACGAGGAAUUAGAAAGGACCAAGUACUUUCGCUCUUUAAGUACAGGUAAGUUGAAGAAGAAGAGUAAAUUAAAACAUUCGAGGGAGUCAUCGUCGGAUGUGGAAGAGCUUGUAGGAUGUACAGCGAGGGGAUCUUCCGAUUUAAGGAUCCCUUCGCUGUAUUACAAGCAGGGAAGCUCGGGUUUAGGUGCUCGUAUCGCUCAGUCUGAUUAUGCAGACCCUUCCAUAUUGUUCUCGGAGAGUAAACGCCUUGGCCAACUCGCGAAUAAUUCCUCUGAAGCUAAUCAGGAAAAGAAGGAGGACGUGGAGGAGAGCGUGGAGAACAGGGAAAGCGAAACGGACAGCUUCUACGAGAAAUCAUUCGAAACGAUUGAAAACUACGUGGACGCUGACGUGGACGACACGUUCCGGGAUAGUGCAAUAUUUAGCGACAUCGAGGAGGUUCUGGUAGCCAGGCCUCUUUCCGGUCAACCCUCAGAGGAAUGUGCACCGUUCAAGAGCAAAGUAGCUCCGCCAAUCCCUGCUAAAAAGAGAACAGAGUCAACCACGAUGUUGAAUUCUUAUAAUGCUUCGACGAUGAAACCCAAACCAAGCGUUGCUCAAAAGCCCGAUUAUUUGAAAGUGAAGUCAGUGUUCUUAAAGGGACAACAUGAAUCAGACUGUAAAUCUCCAGUGAGAUCCCCUUUGUCCGAAGAUCCAAUAACGUAUCAGUGUUCUAAAAGCAUUUUACAGAAUAGUUGUGCGCAGAAUAAUAGUGAAGAAAAAGACGAUGUGUCGGCAGGACAGAGUCAAGCAGGCUGGGUAAGAAAGAUAGUGGGUCAAUUCCAGGGUCACGUUGAAACGUAAUUCAUACCAAUGAAACUGUACAAAUUUUAUAACUGGGACUUGAAACGCGUGAAUUCCAUGUUUGUCUAAAACUAUAAGAAAGCAUGUUCAAAGAGGUCAAGUAGUCGUUGUCCAGUUGUCCAAAGUUUUAUCUUCGAUUGAUCUCCAAAGCAAAAUCUUUGAGAUUAUAUUUUUUAUUAGUACAAGGGAAUUGUUAAAGAAUGAGCAGGAUACAUAUUAAGUAAAUUCAGAUGCUGCACUGGAAAACAUGAUAUGUACAUAAUGAGGGACUUUCCAUGAAAGUAGAUUACAAUUUUUAUAUUUCAUUCAUUUUCAGGUAUGCCAUUUUUUUGUUUUUUCUUUUUCAUUUUAUUGCUAACAUUAAUCUUUGCACGAGAUUUUCAAUAAGUUUCUCUUUAUACUAGUUGUGCCUUGUGUAAACUAUUGCCCAGAUACGAGGUUCUAGUGUUGAAAGUAUGGUACAAGAUUGAAACAAAUACUGCCAAGCGUUUUGACAUAUCAUGUAAACUAGCGGUAAAUAGAGAGACACUACAAGCGAUACUUUCAAUUAAGGUAUGUCCAUAUUUAAUCCGUGUCAUAUAUAAAUUUCAUAUUAACAAUACAGGGUAAUUAAGUCUUUUUAUAUUUAUUCAUAAAAAAAAAAAAUUUGCGAGCUUAAGUAUUUGAAUAAAACACAUUUGAAUAAAAUAUAUGUUAAAUUGUUAAUCUAAAAGUUACAAUCACCCUGUAUUGUUGCAGAGUUUUACCAAGAAAAUUUUCAUAUUUUAACAUUGUUAGUCAAGCUAUUGCAGAUGAUUAGGCAUGUCGACUGAAUAUUCUAAGCGUCGAUGUACUUUCAUUAACUCGUUAGGAUUCGAGCAAUUAUUUUUUAACGCUAAACAGGUUCGUUUGUGUAGAUCAGAAAGGCCGACUUUUAUUUUUUAUUUAUUUUUAGAACCUAACGAGUUAACUAUUUUUGUUUAAUUAUAUUAAACAAGAACGCGAUAUAUUUAAUGUUACAUAGACAAUAAUCACCUCAUGAUACUAAAUGAGUGUAUGAUUUAUUUGCAAUUACACUAAACACAAGAAUUUAGUUUUUUUGCAAUAAAUCAAUUUAAUUAUUGUCAAUACUCGUUCUCAUUUUUUGUAAUUUCUUUCAUUCGAUAAAAAUGUUACAAACAAAUUAUUAAUUGUACCUCUUGCACCAUAUUAAUACAUAUGAAAUGUAUAGAAAGGAUUCAAAAGUAACAUCCGGGGGUUUAUAUCCAAAGGUAGAUCCAAAUAUUACUUCAGGUAGGUUUUUUAUUAAGAGAAAUGUCUAUUUACAAGAGAUUUUCAGCUAGUCGUGUUUACAGAUACAAGAGUAAAUGAUAUACAAUGUCCAUCAUAAGUUAGCUACGCAAUACUGUAUGUAUAUAUAUAAAAUGAAACAAAAAUGACUAAAAGAUGAGAAAAGCUCGGAGAACUAAAAAAAAAAAAAAA